Messenger RNA from Serpula lacrymans var. lacrymans S7.9, 1032 nucleotides. RefSeq lists its product as uncharacterized. Bases 10 to 972 code for a protein of 320 amino acids. The record is from RefSeq and is a predicted model, not a curated record. Gene Ontology annotation, biological process: 'de novo' IMP biosynthetic process. Lineage: Eukaryota; Fungi; Basidiomycota; Agaricomycetes; Boletales; Serpulaceae. The transcript has 3 exons. Gene Ontology annotation, molecular function: metal ion binding; ATP binding.
GGAGUCGAGAUGUUUUUGAUGGAAGAUGGCUCAAUGUACAUCAAUGAGAUUGCCCCACGCCCUCAUAACUCUGGUCACUACACGAUCGAGGCUUGCGAAACUUCGCAAUAUGAGAACCAUCUACGCGCCAUCCUGUCCCUCCCUCUUGGCUCAACAGCCCUAAAGGUGCCUUCAGCUGUCAUGCUAAACAUCAUAGGCGCUUCAUCAGACAUGAGUGAACUCACCAACUUUGCAAACACCGCCUUGACCAUCCCCGGUGCCGCCGUUCAUCUAUAUGGAAAAUCAGAAUGUCGGAAAGGUCGCAAAAUGGGCCAUGUCACCGUCGUCGGAGACUCGGAUGCGCAAAUCCACCUGCGGCUGCGGCCCCUACUAGAGGCACUUCCUUCAGGCAGCCCAAGUGAAGAACUGGAUCUCUACGCCCCACUACCACCACAACCAGGGGCCGGAUUCUCACAUCGACGUCCACUAGUGGGCGUCAUCAUGGGGUCCGAUUCAGACCUGCCCGUCAUGCUCCCCGCCGCCCGCAUUCUCGAUCAUUUCAAUAUUCCCUACGAGCUCAGCAUCGUCUCUGCACAUCGCACGCCAGACAGACUCGUCGAGUACUCCCGGUCGGCGUCGUCAAGAGGGCUGAGGGCUAUUAUUGCUGGUGCAGGUGGGGCAGCUCAUCUUCCGGGCAUGGUGGCUGCUAUGACGGCGCUGCCUGUCAUUGGUGUCCCCGUCAAAGGCAGUUCCCUCGACGGCGUCGAUUCAUUGCACAGUAUUGUCCAAAUGCCGAGAGGUAUUCCGGUGGCUACUGUCGCUAUCAAUAACGGUACAAACGCAGGACUGCUUGCGGUGCGCAUACUAGGGGCGGGCAUGCCCCAUCUUUUCGAGGCGAUGGAUGCGUAUUUGAAGAGUCUGGAAGGCGAGGUGCUUGGCAAGGUAGAAAAGCUAGAGCAGGUCGGAUGGGAGAAAUACGAAGUGAAGCGGUAGGUAUCGCUGUAUUUAAAAAAAAAAACACAAUGUAUUGCUGGUCCCCUUGCAUCAUGCUAA